Messenger RNA from Funneliformis mosseae, 1368 nucleotides. NCBI's taxonomy places the organism in Eukaryota, Fungi, Glomeromycota, Glomeromycetes, Glomerales, Glomeraceae. The record is from the annotation of a GenBank genome assembly.
AUGGCAUCGGAACUUCGCAGUCGAAUGUUGACGGAUCCUUAUUCCAAGGCACCAGCAAUUUUAUUAAUUGGCGCGGGUAAAAGCACGUUUGCAAAUCUGAUCUUUGAAGAAGAAGGAAAGUUUUUAACAUCGGAUAGUUCGAUUUGUCAAAGUGCUCUAAUCAGCCUGGAUGAUAAAGAAUAUAAUGUUGUCGAUACUCCAGGUCUUUUUGAUACACAGAGACCUGUCGAUGAUAUCUUGGAUGAAAUUGCACAAUCAAUUGUCCAGUGCAGUAAUGGUAUCGUAGCGAUUUUGUACGUUAUAGCGUGGGACAGAUAUACAUCUAUACAACAUUAUACAACUGAAAAAAUUAUGGAAUUCCUUGGUGAAGAAGAAUCUUACCGCCAUUUAAUUAUAAUUUUUACCAAGUGUAACAAAAAACAAACUGAAGACCGAUGUAAAUUGGAAAAAGAUUUCAGUGAUAAUAAAAACCUUAAAAUGUUUAUGAAUAAAGUCAGCAACCGUUGGAUCGUCUCGCCAAAUUUGGAAAUUUUUAGCGAUCCCCACAAUCAAAUUGUGAAAGGACAUAUGGAUAACCUAAAGAAUUAUAUUAAGUUAAUGCCAGAGCCUUAUACUACAACUUCAUUUGAAAAUGUUAGAAUUUCACGUGAGAAAAAAUUACAAGAGAUUGAAGCACGUUCUAAAGAACUACGCGAGGAAGAUAAAUCAAGGAUAGACCGCGAAAAAAGAAAAGCUGGAACGGAUACAGCCAAGGCUGAAAUUAAGAAGCGGGGCGAAACAUGUUUUUCUCUGUGCUCCAAGGUUAUUCUUGUAGAUAGCAAAAGAAUCGAAAUGUCGCAAUUGAGCAUCGGUGAUACAGUUUGUUGUGGUGAAGAAAAUGGCGAAUUGAUUUUUAGCGAAAUAUAUGCAAUUGUUCAUGCCGAUAAUCAGACCAUAACUCAAUAUCAACGGAUCAAUUAUUUAAAGGCAGAUGGCACAGAAGGAAUUCUGCGUCUCACUCCAAAACACCACCUAUUCAAUUCCCAGGGAAAAACAAUUUUCGCUGAAGAUGUCCGGGCUUCCGUAACCGAACUUUUACUUUUCGAUGGCAAGAAACUUACUCCUGAAUGGGGAUUCGGCUACAUUGCUCCAUUUACACAAAAUGGCAAGAUUGUUGUUGAUGAAAUACUUUGCUCUUGUUACGCUGUUGCUCCGCCUUAUCAAGAUAUUAUCAAUUUCGUAACAAUUCCUUUUCGACUCUACUCGUGGGUUAUGCCUAUCGUUGUUUGUAAAAAAGAAAUUCAUCCCUAUCUCGUAUUUUUGAAACGCGGUCAAUGGAUUCUUGAACAAAUAGAUUACUUUAACACAAUGAUUAAAGGAUCAUAUUGA